Physella acuta is the source of this 1073-nucleotide messenger RNA. RefSeq names its product trypsin alpha-3-like. Gene Ontology annotation, molecular function: serine-type endopeptidase activity. Lineage: Eukaryota; Metazoa; Mollusca; Gastropoda; Physidae. Gene Ontology annotation, biological process: proteolysis. The record is from RefSeq and is a predicted model, not a curated record.
UGUGGUCUACACACUCAGGUAAAAUCUGCCAAUAUGAAGAUUUUACUGGCUCUAGUCUUGGUGGCGCUAGCCCAGGCUAGGCCAUCUUUGCGUCAAGCCCAUGAAAUCUUUACCAGAGUCAACCGUUAUGAGAAAAUUGACGCAGCCGGAUGUGGCCAACGCCCUCUGGUUGCCGGAAACGGUGUGUCUGAGCUUUCAUUGGUCAACAAGAUCGUCGGUGGUCAAGAGGCUGUCCCAUACUCCUGGCCAGCUAUCUGCAGUUUGAGAUCAUCCACCUCACCAAACUCCCACAUGUGUGGAGCUAACUUGGUCAAGAACUUGGCCGGUCAAUAUUUUUUGAUCACAGCCGCUCACUGCACCACCAACCUUCAAGCCUCCAGGUACGUGGCCCACUGUGGUAUCUACGACAGAGCUGCAACCACACAACCACACAGAGUCAUCAUCAGCUUUUCUAGUCUAACCGUUCACAGCCAAUACAACGACUGGACCUUGGACUACGACAUUGCCAUCUUCCGUGUCUCCACCGCCCUCCCCACCAACUCCUACAUCUCCGCCGUCUGCCUGCCCAACGAGGGCUGGAACGAGGGCGAAAAAGCCAUCGUCGCUGGAUGGGGAACUCUUACCGCUGGUGGAACCUCACCCUACAGACUCCACCAAGUCUCCAAGCCAAUCAAAUCCAGACAAACCUGCAUCGACAGGUACGGUGCUGGCUCCAUCACCUUGAGGAUGUUGUGUGCUGGUUUACCUGAGGGAGGUGUCGACUCAUGCCAGGGUGACAGUGGCGGCCCACUCUACACCUACAGAGAGAACAGGUGGACACUCACAGGUAUCGUAAGCUGGGGCUACGGCUGCGCUGAAGCCGGCAGACCAGGUGUCUACACUGACGUCAUUGAGCUCAAGAACUGGCUGGCUCCAAUCCUCAACGGUUAAGCCUACCUGUACCAGAACGAGUCCUAACAUAAAGAGUCAGAGACUUAAACCUGCCCAUAUUGUGUACAAGACUUACAAAAACGGAUGAUAAAAUUAUGGUCAUUAUAUUUUUUUUAUGAAAUAAAACAAAUUUUGCACAAUGA